Molecule: messenger RNA, 1709 nt
Organism: Lutra lutra (Eurasian river otter)
Lineage: Eukaryota; Metazoa; Chordata; Mammalia; Carnivora; Mustelidae
Product: killer cell lectin-like receptor subfamily B member 1B allele B
Exons: 6
Coding region: 206-871 (221 amino acids)
Source: RefSeq, a predicted model, not a curated record
GUGUUCAAAAAUCUAUUCCUUGAUUGGUAAGACUGAACACAUUGUUUUUGUCCUAUAUUCAUAGAGGAAAUCCAUCAAAUUUGAGAGAGCAGAAGAAAAUUGUCCAUCUCGAUUUAUUUGACUUACCGGAAGUUUAUUUGCAGAACUAUGAGACUCCCUUCAGUAGAAUGUCAUUUUUGGUCUUCUCUCUCUUUUUAAAUGUGCAAUGGCUGGAGAUAUAGUCUAUGCUGAUAUUAAAAUUGAUAGGACUUUUUCUUUAGAAAAUUCAUCGUCACUUCAGAAAUCUGAUUCUCACCAUCAUGGCAUUUUCCUGAAAGUUGGAUGUGCAAUGAUCAUCACCCUAUUUGUAACAGUAAUUGUGCUGAGCAUUUUGAUUAUCCAGUUGAAAUAUGCAAGACAUAAUGCAGUGGAAAAUGAAUCAAAAGAGAAAUUUUGUACUGGUAAAAAUAAAUCUGGAACAAUCACCUCAACAGUUUCUUUCAAUUUCUCCACUGCUCACAAAUCAUGCCCCUCUAAAGACUGGAAGCUACAUGGAGGGAAAUGUUACUGGAUUGCUGAAGAUAAGAAAUCUUGGGAUGAAAGCAAAAAUGACUGUGCCAUGAAAAAUUCACAUCUCCUGGUGAUUCAAGACUUCAUUGAUAUGAGUUUCCUGUGGCGGUACCUCAAUACCUCAGUGUUUUACCUUAUUGGCCUAUCUAUUCCACCUGGAGGGCAGUCAUGGACCUGGGUAGACAACAAACUUUUUGACUCCCAUUUGUUUCCAGUAGAAGAAAAACGGAUAACCCGGAGCAUGAAAUGUGCCCAGGUGUCUCGUAGGAAGGUUACCAACCAAAACUGUGAGCAAAAUGACCAGUGGAUUUGUCAACUCUAAUCCGCACUGCAGAAAAUCAGUCUCCAUUUCUCUGACUAAAAGACACAUGACACCACAUGAAGUUUGAUGUCAGACCAUAUCAGAGUCCAGAGGGCUCUAUCUGUGUGCACACGCACACACACACACACACACACACACACACACAUUUGUUCAUUCGUGUGGGUAUAGUACUAUUUCUCAGAGAUGUAGGAAGGCUAAUAGAGGAAAUGAAAUGUCAUAGAAACUGAGUAGAUAGAAUGAAUAUAUUUUUCAUCUGCAUAAUCAAUGACCAAUGACUCUCUUUGCCUGUAUUUUUGGAACUUCAGUCUUCUCUACAUCUUGCCUCUACAAUAUCCUUACAUUCUUCCAACUUUAAUGACCACGAUGUACAAAGCAAUUCCUCUCAAAUUUACAUCUCUGGCCCAGUCUUUCCCUGAUCACCCUAGUGCUUAUUUAACCUAUCAAAUCUAAAAUCUCAAAGGCAUUUCAAACUCAAUGUAUAAAAAUAAUUCAUUAACUUUCCUCACAAAAGGAAAAACCCUCCAGUACUUAGCCUCUCAGUCAAUGGCACAACAUAUAAGAAAUUACACAACCUAUAAACUGGCUGUCUCGUUACCACUUUCUCUCUGGCCCACACUUCCGGGCUGCUCUCCACUCUACUUCUCACAAAACCAAGUCUUGUCACCUGUUUUUUUUUACUAAUAUCUCUCAAAUCUGACCUCUUCUCUUCACCAUUUUCACAAUCUUAAUAACAAAGAAUUAAAAUGUUAAAUAACUGCCGUAACAGGGUCUUCCUGUUCUACUCCUAACCCAUUUCAGUUACUCUCUGUCAUGCAACCUAGGUGAUACUUAAAAAAUA